AUGCGCGUUCCGAGCUGUAAUUGGCAUUUGAAGCUCAGAGAUUUAUCCUCCAAUGCAAAAUGGGCAGAAUUGCUCUGCCAUUUCCAUCAAGUAAACAAAGCUGGGGGGCUUCAACUACCACACUAUUCAAUCUUCCCUCCAAUUCUCAAAGCGUGUUCAAAUCUCCUUUCCCACUCCUAUGGAAAAUCAAUACAUGGGUGUCUGAUCAAAAAUGGGUGCGACUCAUACACUUCCAUUGGUAACUCCACAAUGGACUUCUACAUCAAAACCAAGGACCCAGAUUCUGCAUUGAGUGUUUUCAACUCCAUGACAUGGAGAGAUCAAGUUUCUUGGAAUAUAAUGGUCUAUGGGAGCCUUGACGAGGGGAAUUUAGAACAAGGGUUGUGGUGGUUUAACAAGGCCAGGGUUUCGGGUACCGGGUUUCGACCCAAUACUUCUACUCUGGUGCUUGUAAUUCAAGCCUGUCGUCGGCUUAGAGAUAAAUGUGAAGGACUCAAAGUACAUGGCUAUGUCAUUCAAGCUGGGUUUUGUUGUAUUUCCUCGGUUCAGAACUCGUUGUUGAGUCUGUAUGCAGAAGAUGAUGACAUGGAAAGUGCACGCAAGCUGUUCGACGAAAUGUCUGAGAGAGAUGUCAUCUCUUGGAGUGUGAUGAUAGGAGGUUAUGUGCGUUGCGAGGAAGCCAGAAUCGGCAUGGAGAUGUUUCGAAAGAUGGUGUGUGAGGUUGGUGUGGAACCGGAUGGUGUAACGGCGGUCAGUGUUCUUAAGGGUUGCACUAGUUUGAGGGAGUUGACCAUAGGGACAUUACUUCAUGGGUUGGUGAUCUGUAGAGGGUUAGAUUCUGAUCUUUUUGUUGGAAACUCUUUGAUUGAUAUGUAUGCCAAGUGUCAUGAUGCGGAUUCUGCCUUUAAAGUUUUCAAGGAGAUGCCGCAAAGAAAUAGGGUGUCAUGGAAUUCCAUAUUGUCUGCAUUUGUCCAUAAUGAGAGGUACAUGGAUGCCCUGUCACUGUUUCAUUCUAUGGGGAAGGAAGGUAUCAAUGCCGAUGAAGUGACUCUGGUGAAUAUUCUUCAAGCCUGCAAGCAUCUGCGCCUAGUUCAUUGCAAGUCUGUGCACUGUGUAACAAUCAGGUGGGGAUUUGACUCCAAUGAGUUGAUCCUAAAUUCUCUCAUUGAUGCUUAUGCAAAGUGCAAUUGUAUCGAGCUUGCAUGGAAACUUUUUGAGAGGAUGCAGAAAAGAGAUGCGGUUUCGUGGAGCACUAUGAUUGCAGGGUUUACUCAUUGUGGCAGACCUGAUCAAGCAAUUGCCUUAUUUGGUGAGAUGGCCAGACUACAUGCACAGGAUGAUCAGAAGCCCAAUGAGAUUACAAUCAUAAAUCUCUUUGAAGCUUGCGCAGUUUCAGCCGAAUUGAAUUGGGCGAAAGGGGCACAUGGUAUUGCUAUUAGAAGAGGUUUGGCAGCUGGAGAUCAAGUAGCUGUCGGAACUGCAACUGUUGACAUGUACUCAAAAUGUGGGGCAAUAGGUGAAUCAAGAAAGGCAUUCGACCAGAUUUCUGGAAAGAACAUUAUGUCGUGGAGUGCCCUGAUAGCUGCAUAUGGCAUGAACGGUCUUGCACACAAAGCUUUAGCUUUGGUUGAGGAAAUGAAGCUGUAUGCUGUGAAGCCAAAUGCAGUGACUACCCUUUCUGUGCUAUCUGCAUGUAGUCAUGGAGGCUUAGUAGAAGAGGGUCUCUCUUUUUUCAACUCACUUGUUCAAGAUCAUGGUGUUGAACCAAGAUUGGAACAUUAUGCGUGUGUUGUUGAUAUGUUGGGCCGAGCAGGAAAGCUCCAGAUGGCUAUGGAUUUUAUCAAGAAAAUUCCACAAGGUUUAAAGGCCGUCGGGGCAAAUGCUGCUUGGAGUGCAUUAUUGAGUGCUUGUAGAAGCUAUGGGAAUAGAGACAUUGGUGCAGAAGCCGCUUCUCAUGUCCUUGAGUUAGAGCCUGAAAGUUCAACUGGUUAUUUACUUGCCUCAAGUAUUUAUGCAGCAGGUGGGUUGUGGGUUGAUGCUGCAAGUACUAGAAGGUUGGUGAAAGAAAAAGGUGUGAAGGUUGUUGCUGGUUAUAGCUUAGUUAAUGUUGAUAACAAGGCCUGUAGAUUUAAUGCUGGGAAUCUUGAUUGCCAUUCACUAGCUGCCGGAGAGAUACACUCUAUGGUUGAGCUAUUGCAUUCUUGUAUGAAGACUGAAAAGAAGAAAGUCGGUAAUUUUGAUAUUAUUGAUUAG
Molecule: messenger RNA, 2253 nt
Organism: Fragaria vesca subsp. vesca
Lineage: Eukaryota; Viridiplantae; Streptophyta; Magnoliopsida; Rosales; Rosaceae
Product: pentatricopeptide repeat-containing protein At2g17210-like
Exons: 1
Coding region: 1-2253 (750 amino acids)
Biological process (GO): RNA modification
Molecular function (GO): protein binding; RNA binding
Source: RefSeq, a predicted model, not a curated record